AUGGCACAUGUCAAAUGGCAAUUCCAUAACGAUGAUUUUCGGGACAUCAUUGCAUCUAUGGACUCAACCAAAACGAGUGCGACGCUACUGGUCACUAUGUGUACCUUGGAGCAGCUUAUUCGAACCUGUGCUAAGCAAGCCGCGGAGGGUCAGCCGAUCUCAGCGGAGAUGCUUCAGAAACUAAAGAGCCAAAGUCUGCAGAUCGAAGCACUGAAACUGCAGAUGAAGGGCGCUCUCGAGCGGCUGGACAAAGCGGAGGCGGUGGCGAUGGGUGAUCGCAGUAUGCAGAUCCUUGAACUGACGAAAAGAGCCCAGCAUGAGCACGUGAAAUUGAACCCGAUGCUGAAGACGGCACUGAAGGUCCAUACCGAGGACAUCGACUCCGGUGCACUAGAGACUCGCCUGAGGCGUCUCUGGCUCGAAAGAGAUGACCCACAAGACCACACAGGCCGUCGAAGCGUGCUCAGCAACAGUCCUUCUACUGCAAAAGCGGCCAACCCACAGCCGACCGAGCUCACAUUCGCUAGCUCGUCAGUGUCAACUGAGGACGAUCCGGUCACGCCAACGCUUGACAUGUCUGUCGUGGUGCCCCGGAUAGUACAGCUACCGCGACGGGAUAUGCACCAUCCAAGACCAGCUGGCUCGGUUCCCACCGCGUUAUUCGGAGAGCCUGGCAGACCUGUCAAUCUCCCACAGAGUGCCGUGGAUGCUCCAUCUGAGGAUGAGGUAGGCCAUGUGGUCUACAGCCCGGCCGAAGAUAUCAUGCUUGAUGAGUACCGUCGGCCUCAGCGUCCAAAAUAUUCGUCAGAGCGGGCUCGCUCUGGGCGAUUCCACGGAGACACUCAACCUUGA
Messenger RNA from Cyphellophora attinorum, 852 nucleotides. RefSeq lists its product as uncharacterized. The record is from RefSeq and is a predicted model, not a curated record. The transcript has 2 exons. NCBI's taxonomy places the organism in Eukaryota, Fungi, Ascomycota, Eurotiomycetes, Chaetothyriales, Cyphellophoraceae. Bases 1 to 852 code for a protein of 283 amino acids.